UCCCCCCUAAACCCUGAAAACCCCUUUUCUGUUCUUCUCCUUUCAAGUCUGCAGUGUGCAGUGCAAACUAACCCUCGCCUUCUCGCUUACAUGUUUGCAGAUUCAGAUUGAGUUUUGCAAUGAGAGCCUUCAAAGCCCUGAGAGUAUUGAGCGUAUCAGCAUCAACCCAACCCCACGUACCCCGUUUCAAUUUAUCCGUUUUCUAUCGAUUUUACUCUGCCCAACCUCAACAAGCCGACCACUCCUCAGCCUCCGCGCUCCCUUCUUCAUCGUCUUCCAAAGAAGAAGAUUUUUCAUCUCCAGAUGUUUUCGACAGCUCGGAAUACGCAUUAGCUUCGGAUCUAACAGGUAAUUCAGAGACCAAUACCAGCGGUCUGCCCACUUGGGAUGACAAGUACAGGGAUGAAGUUAGGAGGAGGGUGUUUGGGGAAGAUAUUCCCCAGGCCAGUAGCUCGAGAGUUUUCGUGAAGGAAGAGGAGAAAAGGAGGAGAGCUGCUGCCCUCGCCAAGAGCCUUCUUGAGGUUGCUAUUGGGAGGAGUGAGAAUGAAGGUCUGGUGCAGAAGGAUGGGAAGUUGGUGAAGGAGGAGGAUCAGAAAUCUCUGUCUAUUGGGAUUAUCGGAGCUCCGAAUGCUGGAAAAUCUUCUCUCACCAAUUCCAUGGUUGGGACCAAAGUUGCUGCUGUCUCACGCAAGAUGAAUACUACGACAGAUGAAGUGUUAGGAGUGCUGACUAAAGGAAACACACAAAUUUGUUUCUUUGAUACUCCAGGAUUGAUGUUAAAGAAAAACGGCUUCCCCUAUAGAGACAUGAAAGUGCGUGUUCAGAGUGCAUGGAGUUCUGUUAGUCUUUAUGAUGUACUCCUUGUCAUAUUUGAUGUUCAUAGACACCUUACCAACCCUGAUUCAAGAGUAGUGAAAUUGAUUGAACGGAUGGGUUCUGAAGUUGACAAAAACCAGAAACGUGUCUUGUGUAUGAAUAAAGUUGACUUGGUUAAGAAAAAAAAAGAUUUAUUGAAGGUUACCGAGGAAUUCAAACAUCUUCAUGGAUAUGACAGGCAUUUUAUGAUAUCCGGGCUAAAGGGAGCAGGGGUGAAAGAUUUAACACAAUACUUGAUGGAACAGGCAGUUGAAAGGCCCUGGGAUGAAAUACCAUUUGUCUUUAGUGAAGAAACUAUGAAGAACAUAUCAAUGGAAAUUGUCAGGGAAAAGUUGCUAGAUAAUGUGCAUCAGGAAGUUCCAUAUGGCAUUGAACAUCGCUUAAUUGAUUGGAAAGAAUUACGAGAUGGUUCUCUCAGAAUUGAGCAGCAUUUAAUCACACCCAAGAUAAGCCAACGCAAGAUUCUUGUGGGAAAGAAGGGUUCUAAAAUUGGGAAGAUCGGCAUUGAUGCAAAUGAGGAGUUGAGAUCAAUAUUCAAGAGGAACGUCCAUCUAAUCCUCAUGGUGAGAGUUAAACAAUGAGAUUGGCUUAUUAUGCAGCGGCUCAAAGGUAAACAUGUUGCAACUCACCAAUGUGGUUGUGCAUACAACAGAAGCUGCUUCUAGCACAUUACAUCAAAAACAGGGUUUUGGAGCGGAAAGAAGUAAAAUAUAUUGACACAUUACACAUUCAUACCUUUGGGGGUUACUAUAAGUUGAUCAGCUUAGCAGCUAAGCUUGUACUCAUAGCAUGUAGCUCUUUAGUGUUUUCAGUUAAUUUAAAAAUGCCUCUUUUUUUUCUGCUUCUAUUUUGGGGGUGGGGAUGUAAAGGGAAAUUUGGGGAUAUGAGGAAUUAAUAGAAGGGUUGGCAUCAAGAUGGAUGAUAAUGGAACUAUGCUGCUUUCACGGGUUUAGCUCACUGAUUCAGUAGCAGUAUUUGGGAGAAGAUAGUGGAACUAUGCUUCAUCCCUUCCAUUGUAAAAGUUGAUUUUCCUAUUUAGUGCAAUAGUCUUAUUGGUGGUCAA
This is a messenger RNA of Ipomoea nil (Japanese morning glory), 1939 nucleotides long. RefSeq names its product GTP-binding protein ERG. Gene Ontology annotation, biological process: ribosomal small subunit assembly. The record is from RefSeq and is a predicted model, not a curated record. The transcript is spliced from 8 exons. Gene Ontology annotation, molecular function: ribosomal small subunit binding; GTP binding; rRNA binding. Bases 120 to 1457 code for a protein of 445 amino acids. Lineage: Eukaryota; Viridiplantae; Streptophyta; Magnoliopsida; Solanales; Convolvulaceae.